This is a messenger RNA of Gossypium raimondii (Peruvian cotton), 813 nucleotides long. RefSeq lists its product as uncharacterized. NCBI's taxonomy places the organism in Eukaryota, Viridiplantae, Streptophyta, Magnoliopsida, Malvales, Malvaceae. The record is from RefSeq and is a predicted model, not a curated record. The transcript is spliced from 2 exons. The coding region runs from base 1 to 813 and encodes 270 amino acids.
AUGACUAGUAUUGUGGCAAGGUCUAGGUCUGUACAGGGAGCUUUAAUGAGGAAUGUAGCUAAGCUGAGACCAAAUGUCUCAGCCAAAGUCUACGUGAUGCAAGCGAAGGAAGACGCUAAAGCCCUCGCCGUUAUCACUAGUAAUUUUUCUUUAUCCAACAACAACAUCCAUGUAUUGAUAGAUCCUGUAUCUACUUAUUCUUAUAUAUGUGAUAAGUUUUUAGAUGGAAAGAGUCUUAAGGUUGUCCCUACUGAGGCUAGCCAGAUAGUUACCAACCCGCUCGGUCAGAGUACUAUGGUCAAUAGAGUAGUAAAAGAUUGUUCCUCGGGUUUUGGUGGAUAUGUCUUUUUGGAGAACUUGAUGCUGUUGAGUUUCCAUGAGUUUGACGCCAUAUUGGGGUUGGAUUGGCUAACUCAGAUAAUGCAAAUGUUGAAUAUAAAUCCAGAGGAGUGUGGGUAUUACCCGGAUAUUUCAAUAAGAUCUGUAUUUGGAGUAUAUUUUGGAUUCAAUAAUGGUGAAGGAAGACUUAAACAAGUACCAAAUUUGAACGAGUUUCCAAAUGUCUUUCUAGAAGAACUUCUAGGGAUACCACCAAACAAAGAUGUGGAGUUCUCAAUUGAUGUUGUGUCGAGAACUGCUUCUAUCUCGAGUGCACCAUACAGAAUGGCACCAGUAGAACUGAAGGAGUUAAAGACUAAAUUGCAUGAAUUUUUAGACAAAAGGUUUAUCAGGCCAAGUGUUUUGCCAUGGGGUGUGCUGAUAUUAAUCGUUAAGAAGAAGGAUGAGACUCUUUGUUUGUGUAUAGAUUAUUGA